CUAUUUUUAUUUAAAUAUCAAUUAGAAAUUAGAAUUUGGAAGAAUUUGAUAAAUUAAUGGAAAUCUAAAUUGCACAAAAGAUGAAGAGUGAUUCAUAAUUAAAGUACAAAUGAUUGAUAUGCUAUUUUAUGAUAAUUAGCAAAUUUUCAAAUAAGAAUUUUUAAAAAUUUGACAUUAUGGGAAGCAGCAUAAAAAUAAUCACUACCACGGAAUUAAACAAUUCGCGGGUUAAUAAUUCGAAUUAUACAGAACUAUUACCGAUUGAUAUGCGAUUCAACGAAGGUCAUAUUAUUAGUAUUGUAUUUUACAGUGUGUUAAUGAUAAUAUCCGCCAUCGGGAAUACGACGGUGUUAAUAUUAAUUACAUGUCGUAAACGUGUAUCGAAAUCGAGGAUACACAUUAUGUUAAUGCACCUUGCGAUCGCUGAUCUACUUGUUACUUUUUUAAUGAUGCCAUUGGAGAUUGGUUGGGCGAUCACUGUUUCCUGGAAAGCAGGGGACGUGAUGUGCCGAAUAAUGGCUUUCUUUAGAAUAUUUGGUCUGUAUUUAUCAUCUUUUGUUCUGGUAUGCAUAAGUAUGGAUAGAUAUUAUGCAGUAAUAAAACCACUUCAAUUGUGGGAUGUUGAUAAAAGAGGUAAAAUUAUGCUAUCCUUUGCUUGGAUAGGAUCUAUUGUGUGUUCGUUACCUCAGACGAUUGUAUUUCAUCUAGAAACUCAUCCAAAUAUCACAUGGUAUUCACAGUGUGUCACGUUUAAUGCUUUUCCAACAUAUACUCAUGAAAUAACUUAUUCUCUCUUUGGAAUGAUUAUGAUGUAUUGGUUUCCUCUGGUGGUAAUAAUAUAUACUUAUACGAGUAUUUUAUUGGAAAUACGUAGAAGGUCAAAAAAAAGCGAAGAUGGUAAAAUUCGUCGUUCUUCAAUAGGUUUUCUUACACGAGCAAAAAUACGAACUUUAAAAAUGACCGUGAUUAUUAUAGCUGUAUUUUUUGUUUGCUGGACACCAUAUUAUGUCAUGAGUCUCUGGUACUGGAUUGAUCGAAAUUCAGCAUAUAAAAUUGAUCAACGAAUCCAGAAAGGACUCUUUCUAUUUGCUUGUACAAAUUCUUGUAUGAAUCCUAUUGUUUAUGGUGCAUUUAAUAUUAGAGAUCGCAAUAAGACAUCUGCAAGACCAACAACUAUAGAAACUAGAGUCACACCAUUAUCAUUAUCGCUCAAACUUCUUGAUUAAUGUUUGUUCAUGUGUGAGAUAUUAACUGUAUUCAUAAUAUUAGAUCUAGUCGUUAUAAUUUAUCAAAUUUGACUGUGAUUAUGAUAAAUUAUAUAAUUA
Messenger RNA from Apis dorsata (giant honeybee), 1325 nucleotides. RefSeq names its product gonadotropin-releasing hormone II receptor (gene AkhR). The coding region runs from base 177 to 1226 and encodes 349 amino acids. Gene Ontology annotation, biological process: G protein-coupled receptor signaling pathway. Lineage: Eukaryota; Metazoa; Arthropoda; Insecta; Hymenoptera; Apidae. The transcript is spliced from 8 exons. Gene Ontology annotation, molecular function: vasopressin receptor activity; adipokinetic hormone receptor activity; peptide binding. Gene Ontology annotation, cellular component: membrane. The record is from RefSeq and is a predicted model, not a curated record.